Molecule: messenger RNA, 3309 nt
Organism: Spodoptera frugiperda (fall armyworm)
Lineage: Eukaryota; Metazoa; Arthropoda; Insecta; Lepidoptera; Noctuidae
Exons: 1
Coding region: 140-2542 (800 amino acids)
Molecular function (GO): nucleic acid binding
Source: RefSeq, a predicted model, not a curated record
GACAGCUGCUUGAGCUUCUAUUCUAAUCUAAAUACAAGUGGUGAACGAAUAAUAUAAUAACAUUUUAGAAAAACAAAACAAUAAUAAGUGAUUAUAUUGUGACUGUGUGAGUGUGUGCAAGAAAUUAUAUUAAGUAAUAAUGGCAUCCAUUACCGGAGAGGACCCGGUAAGCUCUAGUGCCCAAAGCAAGAAAAACUUGGAAAAAAUUAAAACUGAAUACACAAAUGCAUUAAAACAAAUGUGUUUAACCCAAUCUAAGGACGAGGACCCAUAUUUAAUAAGCAUGGCCGAAAAGCAGGAUUUGAUCAAAUCAAUAUGGAAAGAGGGAAUUAAAUCAAACAAUACCAAUUUAAGUGACAAAAAUUACAAAAAUCCUUUCGAUGAUAAGUAUAAAGUCGUAACUCACAGCGGUUUGUUCAAUGUUCAGGUGAAACAUGAGGGCAAAUAUAAAUUAAUGAUUCCCUACGAACGGCUUUUUAAUACAGUGUGGCCAAUACACAUUAAACAUAAUCAUGAUAUACCAGAUACAGUUAUAGAUGCAAUACAAAGAAAAUAUUUUGUACCUGAAAGUGCCAUUCUUGAAUUAAACAAAUAUUGCACCAUUUGUAAACCCAAACAGACACCAGCCAAACCAUAUUACUGUUGCAAUCUAGACCUUAUUAUAAUGGACACAAAUGACCAUGGUUUCGAAACAAUAAUGGUUUGCCAAGAUGUACACAGUAACUUUAUUCACCUACGACCACUAACUGCACACAAUACGGACAACCAAAUAUGUUUGGAACUAUUUAAAAUCUUCAUGGAUUUUGGACCACCUAAAAAGUUGAUCAUAAGCAACCCAAUUUUUGAAUUUGCCAUUAAUAAAUUCCAUAAGCUUACUGCGAUCACACCCUUUCAUAUAAACAUAGUAAGAAAAAAUUAUAGAGAAAAGCAAAUGUCACAUAUAAAAUCUUCAUUAUAUAAAUGGUCUGCAGAUAGUAAAAGUAAUAACUGGGCAAUUGGAUGUUAUGCGGUGCAACAUCAGUUAAAUAGUAAAAAUCAAGGUAACCCUCAAAGUGCGGCUUUUGAAAAUGUAUUUGUAUACAAUGGACCACUUAUGAAUAUGGUAAAAUGUAACAAAAGUUGUUCGGAAGAGAAAUUAGAUACUAAAUUGUAUGCAAGCAGUUCAAAAACUGAUAAAUCAAGAGAAGAACCAGUUGUGAUGUCGGUUGAUGUCGGUACACAAUGUGAUGACUUGGCAAAAGAAACAAAUGAUAUACCAGAAAACUUUGGACUUCAAGAAAAGGAAGAGAUGAUAUCCGACCUAUCAUCAAAUGGUUCAAACUGUGCUAAUUUGGAUGAUGAUAUCGUGGAUUUUGAAUAUCCAAAAUGCAUUGAAAUUGAUGAUUCAGAUGUCUCGCUAGAUGAUAAUGAAGAUUCGAAAUCUGUUGAAUUUAAAGAACCAGAUAUAAUGAUAUUGAAAGAUGAAAAUGCAAUAACUAGUGAAUUAGAAAAAGAAUCAGAAAAUGAAGAAGAGAUUCCAAAAACUGCUCAACCAAUUGCGAUAGUUGAUGAAAACUCUAAUUCCAGUGAAUUGACAGAAAAAUCCGAUGCGAUAUUAAACGAGAACGAUGUAGGAUCGUUGAAUAGUGUUGAAAUACUCGUACAUAAAGAACCAGAACGAAUAUUGAGCGAUAAUGUUUCAAAAGGUGUUGAGGUACCAACAGAGCUAGUAGUGAUUGAUGACGAUAUUGCAAAACCCGAUGAACAGACUAAAGAAUCUGAAUCCAUUUUAGAUGAGGACGAUCCAAAACGAGCUGAAACAGUUGUUGUAUCGCCUGACGCAACACAGCCAGAUGCUAUAAUAAAUAUCAUUGAUCUUAUAUGCCCUGAAUCAAUAGAAAACGAUCCAAAGCGAAUAUUAAGCGAUAAAGGUGAUGUAGAAAUGAAAACAGACUCCAAUGUAACAUUGAAUGACAAUAGCGAAAUAAGAGAAAAUCUAGAUGUAGUAACAGACGAUUCUAAAGGCGAUGAAAUGGAAAUAGACCCAGUAACUAUAAUAAGCGAUAAAGAUCCGAUAUCUACUGAUACGCAAACAAAUGCGACAUUGAAUGACAACAUUUUAAAACACGGUGAAGUUAUAGAAGAAACUGUUUCGAUACUAAAUAAAGACAAUCCAAAAUGCGAUAAAAUGGAUAUAGAUUCAGGGGCGAUAGUAACCGGUAUAGAUUCAAAAUGUGCUGAAAGGCAAACAGAAGCGAAUGCUACAUUAGAUGAUGAGACUUCCAAACACAGAUUGACAGAAAAACCAAAUAAUAUAAUACUCGAUAAAGAUCAAGAAGUAGCUGUUAUAGAAAUGGAUGAUUUAGCAAAUUAUGAAGAAGUAAAUGGUAGAUUGAAGGUCGGUAGCCCAAAGCCUACAGAAUCAGAUCCUAGGCCUAGUCUUACAACAACUAAGCCUGAUAGUCCUAAGCCAUCUACAUCUGGUAUAAGUUCAUUUGGUAAUGUCGAUUAUGACAGUGAUGAUAGUGAUAUUGUUCUAGUUAAUGAAGAUCCUUUGGCGUAGAACUUUUUUUUAACAACUACCUAUAGUUACAGCAUUUGACAGCCCAAAGAGGUAGCAGAGUCUUUAUAAUACUCAUUAUACUCGGAGACAUUUAACUAAUGAUUACUUUUAUUUAAUUGUAAUUUAAGUAUUUGUUUUUAAUUAUUAUUUUUUUUACAUUUUUUUUUAUUUUUAUUUUAGUAUUAAAUUAGUUUUUAAUUCUUUUUAGGUACUAUUUAUUUCUUUUUAAGUUGUAAAUGAUUACUUAAACUAUUCCUUAGUAACAAUUUUGUUUUGAAAAAUUAAUUGCUAAGGACUAGGUUAAUUAACCAAUAAAUUACUGAGAAUGGUGGUAAUUCAAUCUUACUAAUAUUAUAAAUGAUAUGGUUUGUGAGUUUGUAUGUUAUGUUUGUUACUCAAAGCUGCUUGCGAGCGAAGCCACUGGCAGUAGCUAGGCAUAUUUAUUAGUCCCACCCAUGUAAGCCCAAUAUGUUUCCACACAUUGUACGCUUUGAUUAUUAUAAGGUUUAAUCAAAUAUUGUAUGUUUAUGUACCUAGAUGUAAGUACUGAUAUUGUUAAACAAUUUUUGUUGUUUGAUUUAAAAAAAAAUCUUAUAAUGUUAUGUAAUUUUUAUUGUUUGAUUUAAAAAAAUACUUUUAAUGUUAAGUAAUUUUAAUAGGAACAAGGAGGAGGCCUUUGUUCAGCAGUGGACGUCUCUCGGCUGAUGAUGAUGAUGAUGAUGAAUAGGAACAAGAUUAUUUUAAUAAAAGACUGUGAUUAUUUUUAA